AUGAGCCACGAUAUGAAGUGUACGGUACCUAGAGAGAGGCAAUCUCCUCCGGCGCCUAGAGUGAGGCAACCUCCUCCAGAGCCUAGAAUAAGGAAGCCUCCUCCAGAACCAAAAAGGACGCAUAUACUUUUACCGCCACAACCACGGCAACGUCAACCACCACCACAACCAAAAAGGGAAACCAUAAUCCCACCCUCGCAACCGAGGCAGCGACAACAACCACCACAGCCGAGGGAACGUCAAUUACCUCCUCAACCCAAACAUUGA
Molecule: messenger RNA, 267 nt
Organism: Danaus chrysippus (African queen)
Lineage: Eukaryota; Metazoa; Arthropoda; Insecta; Lepidoptera; Nymphalidae
Source: the annotation of a GenBank genome assembly